AUGGAAAAACUAUUCAGAAACCAAGAUUUAAACGUUAGUGUAAGAAUUACCAGAAAAGGUGAUGAGGUCCUGUUUUACGCAAAAGAUGUGGCGGAAUCUCUUGGGUACCUUGACACAAAGAAAGCAGUUAGAAACCAUGUUUGGGAAGAGGAUAAGUGCACUCUGGGGUCCAUCCGUAAGGGUGUCCUCGAGGACACCCUUCCAAAGGGUCAUCCUAGCACCGUCCUAAUUACGGAACAGGGUUUGUACCAAUUAAUUUUUGGAUCGGAGCUUAACACAGCAAGGGAGUUCAGGAGGUGGGUAUUCACCGAGGUCCUCCCAGCUAUCCGCAAGACGAGCUCGUAUGAAUUACCAGAUAGAAGGUCACUUAGGUAUAACCAAAUAAUCCUUAUAAAUGAAACGGACCUUCAUCACACAGUUGUGAGUUACAUUAGAGAUAACUACCCAGAGGCUGUAAUAAUACCUGGUCUAGGUGAGUACCAGGAUACUGUGUCAAAGAGAUGUGACGCUUGGAAGAAGGGAUACAAAGGCGGUCAGCCGGAUCUUAUUAUAGAGAAUCCUAUGGGGAAGUACAAAGGAUUUGCCAUUGAAUUCAAGUCUCCUAAGGGCACAGGAAUUGCAAGUGAGAAGCAGGUAGUAUGGUUUCGUAUGCUUAUGGAAAUAGAGUAUAUGGUAAUGAUAUCCGACGAUCUAGUGAAAACUUGUAUUAGAAUUAAUGAGUACUUCUCACUUAAGAAAACCGUAAGAAAAGUCGCAGUAAGAAAUUCAACUUGCGACGUAAAGACCUACAAGCCAAGGUUCAAAUUAGAUAAGUACUAG
Molecule: messenger RNA, 819 nt
Organism: Paramuricea clavata
Lineage: Eukaryota; Metazoa; Cnidaria; Anthozoa; Malacalcyonacea; Plexauridae
Source: the annotation of a GenBank genome assembly